GCAAUUUUAGUUAAACGCAGCAUUAAUUGCAGUACUGUAACUGAAUUAAGGGGGUAUAAACCAUGCAACAUCGACUUUCACAAUAGGUUGAAUAUUUUUCAAGUGGCGCAAGUCUCUCCAGCGACCCAGUGGCGGUUCUAGUCGCUAAGUCACGUAAGUGAGGUGGGAAACGCCGCAAGGUUGCCAUAUCUGCUAGAAUACUGCAUUUUUGUCAAUUUUAUAGUAAUUUUUCAGAAAUCUCCUCUCUCUCUCUCUCCAGUAUGAAAAGACGGUGUGCCAUAUUCCUGAACUUAGUUCUAACUCUGUGUGAUGUUGUUGUGACAACUGUGAUAUUUUCUCACGGAACGAACUUCCACUACCACUUCACCGUGGACUUGUACAUGUAUGACUUCAGUCAUUCGCUGUUCGACCUGUGGAUUUUCACACUUAUUCGCUCGUCAGUGAUCCUCGGCUUAAUAUGUGCAGCGAUUUAUAAUCCAGUCGCUGCAAUACCUCGGGCCAAAUUUAUCAAGAAAGUGGUUCUCUUGUUUUCUGCUUUGAUGUUUAUGUACAUCAUGGCUAAACUUCUGGGAUUGUCGGACUUCUCAGAAAAUAUGCACGACGCUUGGAUGUGGGGUAUGUUGGGGUGGACUGCUGCAGCCUCGUUUCUGUUUUACGGUGAAUGGAUAUUGAUAAGUUCAGUUACUGUUUUAAUCGACGUUAAAAAUAUAAAUAGCGAUGAAGAGACUUCACCAUUAUUAGGUAAUGGAUCAGCGGGGAAGGAAUCAAAGGAGAAGAGUGAAACAGCUAAAGCAAAGCGUGUUCCAGUGAGAAGACUUUUCUCGUAUAUGCUUCCUGAUUGGCCUCUUAUACUAGUUGGGUUUACAUUUCUUAUUCUGGCAUCAGCAGGUAGAAUCUUUAUUCCUUUUUACACCGGUGAAGUGAUUGAUGGGAUAGCCAUUGAUAAAUCGAAGGAAAAAUUCACACAUGCCAUCAUUACCAUGUCCUUAAUCACUUUGGGCAGUGCCAUUUCAGCUGGCAUCCGUGGAGGUUGUCUGUCCCUGGUUCUCAGUCGACUUGCCAUUCGUCUGCGUAAUUGUCUCUUUGCUUCCAUUAUGAAGCAGGAAGUGGGAUUCUUCGACUCUGUAAAGACAGGCGAUAUUACGUCACGGCUGACGUCGGACACAACCACCACGAGUGAAGCUCUGUCGCUGAACAUGAAUAUUUUUCUCAGAAGCUUGAUCACAGCAGGUGGUGUGGUGUUCUUCAUGUUUAAACUAUCUUGGCGACUGACCGUGGUAACAUUCAUAGGUCUUCCAAUAUUACUGGGUGUGGCUCACGUGUAUGGUAAUUAUUAUGAGAAAUUGGCAGAACGUGUACAGGACAGUCUGGCAAAGGCUAACUCUGUAGCAGAGGAGGCGUGUUCUACCAUGAGAACGGUUCGCAGCUUUGCCAAUGAAGAAGGGGAGAUAACCCGAUACAAGAAAUCACUUGAGGAUACGUACAAGCUAUAUAAGAAGGAGAGUCUAGCCUACGCAGGCUAUAUGUGGUCAACUCAGAUCUUGGAGCUGGCUCUAACAGUGAGUGUUCUGUAUUUUGGCGGCCAUCUUGUUAUUGCUGACAAACUUUCUGGAGGAAAUCUGGUGUCAUUCAUUCUUUAUACGCUGGAGCUUUCCAGUGCCCUCGAUAGUUUAGCAAGUGUGUACACUGGUAUUAUGCAGGCCAUUGGGGCAUCACAUAAAGUGUUUGAAUAUAUCGAUAGAAAACCGGUUUUGUCUACAUCUGCUGGAAAAUUCAUUCCCGACACUCUUGAUGGCAAGAUGGAUUUUAGAGAUGUCAGUUUUGCCUACCCGUCCAGACCCGAGACUUUAGUCUUAAAGAAUAUCAGUUUCACGGUGAAGCCCGGUGAGAUUGUGGCUCUGGUUGGACCGAGCGGUGGGGGUAAGAGCUCCUGUGUUAACCUCGUAGAACAUUUCUACGAGACGAGUACGGGCGAUGUUCUUCUCGACUCCGUGCCCAUACAGGACUAUGACCACAAGUACCUGCACAAGAAGAUUGCCUUGGUGAGUCAAGAACCCGUUUUGUACGGCCGCACCAUCCACGAGAACAUUGCUUAUGGCCUGGACGAAUGUACCGACGAGCAGGUCAAACAGGCGGCCAUCUUGGCCAACGCUGACCAGUUCAUCAUGGAGAUGAAGGACCAGUACCAGACACAGACUGGGGAAAAGGGGGUGCAGCUCUCGGGAGGUCAGAAACAGAGGAUAGCGAUUGCCCGAGCUCUGAUUAGAGACCCACGAGUCCUACUCCUCGAUGAGGCAACCAGUGCACUGGACGCGGAGUCGGAGCAUAUGGUGCAACAAGCACUAUACAGCAACAUGAGUGGGCGGACUGUGAUUAUUAUCGCACACCGACUGAGCACAGUGGAAAAAGCCCAUCGUAUCGUCGUCAUAGAGAAAGGAGAAGUCAAGGAACAAGGCACUCACAGGGAACUACUUGCAAGAGGAGGGAUGUACGCCAGUCUGGUUAAACGGCAGAUUCUUGGAUUUGAUCAGAUGGACUAGAACACAAACAGUAACGCUGAAGAUAAACAGUAUUUGGAAGGGACGAAUCCUCCGUGAUUAAACCAUCGGACUACAGGCUGUUAGGCACAGGAUUGGCAGCGUGGUACCGGCUCCCACCCAGAGUGAGUUUUAAUGACUCGAUGGGUAGGUGUAAGACCACUACACCCUCUUCUCUCUCAUUGAUAACUAAUGCACUGUCCUGGACCAGAUAGCUACGGUGUGUGCCCAGUCCAGCAUGCUUGAACAUUAAUUGCAUACAAGCACGAAAAUAAGUAAAGAAAGGAAAAGAAAGGUUGAUCAUACAUCUUGUUAAAAAAACCUACAGAAAAAACUGGCUGUAAAAUAGAGAUCACACUGGAACAAAUUUUAGUUUAACAAUAUUUAGAUUUGUAGAGUAUUUCCGUAAAUAUUUAUUAAAAUGUGGUUAAUUUCAUUAGCCAAAGACUAAA
Gigantopelta aegis is the source of this 2989-nucleotide messenger RNA. Its product is annotated as ATP-binding cassette sub-family B member 9-like. Gene Ontology annotation, biological process: transmembrane transport; peptide transport. The coding region runs from base 261 to 2540 and encodes 759 amino acids. The record is from RefSeq and is a predicted model, not a curated record. Gene Ontology annotation, molecular function: ATP binding; ABC-type oligopeptide transporter activity; ATP hydrolysis activity. Gene Ontology annotation, cellular component: lysosomal membrane. The transcript is spliced from 13 exons. Lineage: Eukaryota; Metazoa; Mollusca; Gastropoda; Neomphalida; Peltospiridae.